This is a messenger RNA of Spathaspora passalidarum NRRL Y-27907, 1080 nucleotides long. RefSeq lists its product as uncharacterized. Bases 1 to 1080 code for a protein of 359 amino acids. The record is from RefSeq and is a predicted model, not a curated record. Lineage: Eukaryota; Fungi; Ascomycota; Pichiomycetes; Serinales; Debaryomycetaceae. The transcript has a single exon.
AUGAUAAAAUAUUUGUUUGGAGUGGGCGAAGAUGAUUCACGCCCAUUGGUAGACGAGCCCACGAUCGAUUACAAUGAAACAAUACAUUCUCUGACGCCUUCAUCACAAGGAAACCUUCGACAAACGCGCAAGUCGAUCUUGAAAGAUACAACAGGAAGCUCACACAAUAAUCCAGAUAUUCCCGUAAUCGGAGAUUUAUCUGACAGCGAAUUAGAUUACGAUGACGAUUUAAUCCAUGACAUCAAUUUGGUAAGAGAAGUGACCCAAACACUAAGCUCCGGCUAUGACGGGUUGGGAAAUCAUGCCACGCGUAUUUCUAUUCCUGAUGAUUAUCCAGGGAAAUAUCCACGCAGUAGAGAACGAACAUCUAACUUGUCAGAACAAAAGAAUGAUCCAAAUUGGGAUAUACGAGCAAGUAAAGGCGGACGCACGUCAAAUUAUUCUAAAUCUUACGAAUCUACUGAGCAAGUUUAUGAAUCCACAAUAGAUCGAAAACUCGAUCAACUACGAAUUGAAGUGGAUAAUGAGUUGAAGAAUUAUAAGAACAAGCCAAGUACUGGCAAUGACGAUACCACAUCUCAGUUACGUGAGUUGAACACUCGAUUAAAAGCUCGAACCCAGUAUUUGAGCAAAUUAUCUCAAUUGACAAAGGCAUAUAAUGAAGAGCAGAAUGAAUCAACAAUAGUUCCACCUGAUAUUAUGGAGAAGUAUGAUAAUAUGAAAACUGAAUAUUUGGAAGAAUUACACAGAACCCAGACGUUAUACCUCGCUUAUUAUAGGCUCCUUGAGAAGCACUUGCAGUUUCGGAAAACAAAGAGUACUAAGAAUGAUGUAACUGUUUCAAAAUCUGCCACAAAAUCAGUGAUUCCCAUGCGUGAGAAAAUCAAGCUUAUUCAGUCAAAAACAUCGGAUCUGACAAUAAAAAAUCUAUGUGGUAACGUACUUUCGGAUGUCAACAAAUGGGAACAAGACCGAGAUCUGCUACUUAAGGAGAAGGAACAGUUGCAAAAGGAUUUGCGGCAAAUGAAAAGUGAAAAAGAAGCAUUACAACUUAAAUUGAAUAAUAAAGAGUCUAAAUAA